AUGGAGAUCCAAUCGACAAAAAUGAUGGAUUCACAAUCAGCAAACGAUCAAUUUGCCAAACCGCGUCCUCGCGUGCCACGGAGCCCGGCGCAAGCGGCUCAGGUUCGGAAACAGAACCGCCGGCAAGAGUACUUGCAACGGCACCCGUCAUAUUUCGAAUCCUUGGAACAUGAGCUUGCUGAUCCAAUUCUGUAUGAUACAUUGAUCCGCCGAUUUCAAACAGCGGAGGAACGAGAGGAGGAGGGCAAGACGAAAGGUUAUUCGCGGGUUCUAGAAGUGGACUUGCUUCGGGGCGAAGCAAAGCUUCAACAGCUUGCUGCUGCUGAGUCUUCCACGGAUCAGGCACAGCAGCAGGGAUCUCUGACAGAUGAAGCUUCCAGCAUCCAACCCCUAGGAGCGGCCGGUGGUGAGCCCGAGACUAAAGAAGGAGGACGCCAAACAUGGGACAACUAUCUAAGGGAGCGGUUCGUGUUGGGCCGCGACGAAGACUUUGAUUAUGAUCCCAUUGAUGCAGACGAUUCCUUGGACACAAUGGAGAAGCGAGAUGAAGAAGAUGCUUGGUUCGAUGACCAGAAGCCAGAAUGGGCAAGCGACAAAGACGAAAAUGGCAACAAUGUUGAGAAACAAUUACAUGGCGAGACUGGCAUUCAAGAUUUCUGA
This is a messenger RNA of Truncatella angustata, 660 nucleotides long. Its product is annotated as coiled-coil domain-containing protein. The transcript is spliced from 2 exons. Lineage: Eukaryota; Fungi; Ascomycota; Sordariomycetes; Amphisphaeriales; Sporocadaceae. The coding region runs from base 1 to 660 and encodes 219 amino acids. The record is from RefSeq and is a predicted model, not a curated record.